GACGGACACCCGCCAUCAGCCAAUGGCGCCCACGAUGUGUCCCGGAAGGGCCAAUGAGAGACGGAGGAGGGCGAAAGAUUCCCCGCCCCCACUUCUAGGCUUGGUUGAGCCGUGCAGAUAACUUCUUGAAACAAAAAAUUUUCCUACCUGCUCAUACUUGGUGACUUCAAGGGAAUUACUAAGACUCCCUUCUUGCUCAUUUCUGAGUAUUGUCUGAACUAUUCCUGACACUAUGAAUGCUAUUUGGAUGCCUCUUAAGUCUGUUCUCUGGGGAGGCAGUGAGAGGCCGUGGAGCUGGCCUCGGCACCGGGAGAGGCUGGACUUCCUGUCUCUCUGUGCUGAAUGGCUGCGAUGGCGCCCGCUCUUACUGACGCAGCAGCUGAAGCACACCACAUCCGGUUCAAACUGGCUCCCCCGUCCUCCACCUUGUCGCCUGGCAGUGUCGAAAGUAACGGCAACGCCAAUAUCCUCAUUGCUGCCAACGGAACCAAAAGAAAAUCCAUUGCUGCAGAGGAUCCCAGUCUAGAUUUCCGAAAUAAUCCAACCAAGGAAGACUUGGGAAAGCUGCAACCACUGGUGGCAUCUUAUCUCUGCUCCGAUGUGACAUCUGUUCCUUCAAAGGAGUCUUUGAAAUUGCAAGGAGUUUUCAGCAAGCAGACAGUCCUUAAAUCUCGCCCUCUUUUAUCUCAGCCCUAUGAACUCCGAGCUGAGCUGUUGGGGAGACAGCCAGUCUUGGAGUUUUCCUUAGAAAAUCUGAGAACCAUGAAUACUAGUGGUCAGACAGCUCUGCCACAAGCACCUGUAAAUGGGUUGGCUAAGAAAUUGACUAAAAGUUCAACACAUUCUGAUCAUGACAAUUCCACUUCCCUCAAUGGGGGAAAACGUGCUCUCACUUCAUCUGCUCUGCAGGGAGGUGAAGUGGGGGGAUCUGAAUCUGGGGACUUGAAGGGGGGUAUGACCAAUUGCACUCUUCCACAUAGAAGCCUUGAUGUAGAACACACAACUAUAUUUAGCAAUAAUAGCACUGCAAACAAAUCUUCUGUAAAUUCCAUGGAACAGCCGGCACUUCAAGGAAGCAGUAGGUUAUCACCUGGCACAGACUCCAGCUCUAACUUUGGGGGUGUCAAGCUAGAGGGUAAAAAGCCUCCUCUGUCUUCCAUUCUUUUCAGUGCUUUAGAUUCUGACACAAGGAUAACAGCCUUACUGCGGCGGCAGGCUGAUAUUGAGAGUCGUGCCCGCAGGUUACAGAAGCGCUUACAGGUUGUGCAAGCCAAGCAGGUGGAGAGACACAUACAGCAUCAGCUGGGUGGAUUUUUAGAGAAGUCUUUGAGCAAACUGCCAAACUUGGAAUCCUUAAGGCCUCGGAGCCAGUUGAUGCUGACUAGAAAGGCUGAAGCUGCCUUGAGAAAAGCUGCCAGUGAGACCACCACUUCAGAGGGACUCAGCAACUUUCUGAAAAGUGAUUCCAUUUCAGAAGAACUGGAGAGAUUUACAGCCAGUGGCAUAGCCAACUUGAGGUGCAGUGAACAAGCAUUUGAUUCAGAUGUCACUGACAGUAGCUCGGGAGGGGAGUCUGAUAUUGAAGAGGAAGAACUGACCAGAGCUGAUCCUGAGCAGCGCCAUGUACCCCUGAGGCGCAGGUCAGAAUGGAAAUGGGCUGCAGACCGAGCAGCCAUUGUUAGCCGCUGGAACUGGCUUCAGGCUCAUGUUUCUGACUUGGAAUAUCGAAUUCGGCAGCAAACAGAUAUUUACAAACAGAUUCGUGCUAAUAAGGGGUUGAUCGUUCUUGGGGAGGCACCUUCCCCAGAGCACACAACAGACCUAUUUCUUCCACUUAGUUCUGAGGUGAAGACAGAUCAUGGGACCGAUAAACUGAUUGAGUCUGUUUCUCAGCCACUGGAAAACCAUGGUGCCCCUGUUAUUGGUCAUCCUUCAGAAUCGUCUACCAAAUCAUGUGGAACACUGAGACCUGUCAACGGAGUUAUUAACACUCUCCAGCCUGUCUUGGCGGACCACAUUCCAGGUGAUGGCUCUGAUGCUGAGGAGCAAUUACAUAAAAAGCAGCGACUGAAUCUCAUUUCUUCAUCAUCUGAUGGCACCUGUGUGGCAGCCCGGACACGUCCUGUACUGAGCUGUAAGAAGCGGAGGCUUGUUCGACCUAACAGCAUUGUUCCUCUUUCCAAGAAGGUUCACCGGAACAGCACUGUCCGCUCUGGCUGUGAUGUGAAUCCCUCCUGCGCACUGUGUGGUUCAGGCAGCAUCAGCACCAUGCCCCCUGAGAUCCACUAUGAGGCCCCUCUGUUGGAACGUCUUUCCCAGUUGGACUCUUGUGUUCACCCAGUUCUAGCAUUUCCAGAUGAUGUCCCCACGAGCCUGCACUUCCAGAGCAUGCUGAAAUCUCAGUGGCAGAACAAGCCUUUUGACAAAAUCAAACCACCUAAAAAGUUUUCCCUUAAGCACAGAGCACCCAUGCCAGGCAGUCUGCCAGAUCCAACUCGAAAAGACAGGCACAAGUUGGUCAACUCCUUCCUCACAACAGCCAAGCUGUCCCAUCACCAAAUCCGGCCUGACAGGACCCACAGACAGCACUUAGACGAUGUGGGGGCAGUGCCCAUGGUGGAGCGAGUGACAGCGCCCAAAGCAGAGCGCUUGCUCAACCCGCCGCCAUCCGUGCAUGACCCAAACCACAGCAAAAUGAGAUUGCGAGACCAUUCAUCUGAGAGAAGUGAAGUGUUGAAGCAUCACACAGAUAUGAGCAGUCCGAGCUACUUGGCAGCUGCCCACCACCCGCCACACAGUCCCUUGGUGCGACAGCUCUCCACCUCCUCAGACACCUCUGCUCCCACCAGCUCUAGCCCACAGGUUACAGCCAGCACAUCUCAGCCGAUAAGGAGGAGAAGGGGAGAGAGCUCAUUCGAUAUUAACAACAUUGUCAUCCCAAUGUCUGUUGCUGCAACAACUCGUGUAGAGAAACUACAAUACAAGGAAAUCCUGACUCCCAGCUGGCGGGAGGUUGAUCUUCAGUCUCUGAAGGGGAGUCCUGACGAAGAGAACGAGGAGAUCGAGGACCUAUCCGAUGCAGCCUUUGCCGCCCUGCAUGCCAAAUGUGAGGAGAUGGAAAGGGCACGGUGGCUGUGGACGACGAGUGUACCACCCCAGCGGCGUGGCAGCAGGUCUUACAGGUCAUCAGACGGCCGGACAACCCCCCAGCUGGGCAGUGCCAACCCCUCCACUCCUCAGCCUGCCUCCCCUGAUGUCAGUAGUAGCCACUCUUUGUUGGAGUUCUCCCACGGCCAGUCCCCUAGGAGCCCCAUUAGCCCAGAACUACACUCUGCUCCCCUCACGCCUGUAGCUCGGGACACUCUGCGACACCUAGCCAGUGAAGACACCCGUUGUUCCACGCCAGAGCUGGGGUUGGAUGAACAGUCUGUCCAGCCUUGGGAGCGGCGUACCUUCCCCCUGGCGUACAGUCCCCAGGCAGAGUGUGAGGACCUGCUGGAUGCCCAGGAACGGGCAGCCCGUUGCACUCGGCGCACCUCAGGCAGCAAGACUGGCCGGGAGACAGAGGUGGCACCCACCUCGCCUCCCGUUGUCCCCCUCAAAAGUCGACAUCUGGUGGCGACAGUCACAGCUCAGCGCCCAACUCACAGAUGAGCGGGAUACAGGAAUCUAAACAGACUCACUAACUAUUGGCAUUAAAGCUUCAAAAAUCUCUGUGUUUGAUAUUCAAACAUCAUAUGCCGGAAAUUUUCACAGUUUUUAGUGAAUUUAAGGAAUUUAGAUCCAACUUUGGUCAUUUUUUUUCCUUGUUUUGAUUUUUGUUUUGUUUUUGUUUUGAUAUCCAUGUUUUCUUGUCACACACCUGAGCACUUCCUCCAGUUGGCAAACAGAAGUUCAGGCUAAGACCCUGCUGGGCUGGCCCUGGCCUGUCUGCACUGUUAAAUCACUGGACUUAGCAAUGUUAGAUGACCAUCCCUCUCCCUCGUGCCUGUGGGCAGAGAGGGAGUGGAGAGCUUCAGUUCAGCGUUGCCUUCAAGUUUGCAGGGGGAGAGGGCAGGGCAUCCUGGGCUCCUCCCCCCUUCCCUCCCAUCUGGGGCUGGGUCUGCUGUGCUGGAGCACCCUCUGUGGAGCCUCUUCACCGUAACUGCCAGCUGCUGUCACUGAGCUCCCUGCUGGCAGAACGGCUGCCUAGAUCUUAAGAGACCCGGGGCGGGGGGGGAGGGUGGGUGUCCUCUGCACUGGGUCAUCUCUGCAUUGACGUCUUCACUGCAGUAACCCAGCUGCAGCUGCUCAGGUCCCCACCCUGCCCUUUCUGCCUCCCUCCUGCUCCCCCAUGCCAUAUUCACACCCACAUACCAUCCUUCCACACAGAACAUCGUUACCGCUGUUCUGCUCUAUCAAGACAGGGUUCGGACUACUUAACUUCUGUUCCCACUCCCCUGCAAAUCGGGGGGUUUGGGAAAGGAGCAGCCACUUCCCCGGUAAUUUUCACCAACUCACUUUGUCCUGUUUCCUUCACAUCUCGUUCCCUUUCAGUGUCUGUUGGGCCCUUCCUCUUACACGGCCCCCUGGCCUGUGGAACAUUGUCUGGUCCUAGCUGUGGUUCCCCCUCACUCCCCACCACUUCCUUUUGUUAGCCUUGUGCCUGUCUCAUGUAUAAUCACAUCACCAAAAACGGGGGAGGGAAUAAGGACUCCUUUUUUUUUUUUUUUUGCCAUUUUGUAAUCGUAUGAAAAUAGUAGACAACUGCUUAAUGGUUGGGGUUUUUUUUUUUUUUCCCACAAUUUUCAACAUUAGUGAUUUCUUUUUGGUUCUGUUUGCAAGUUAAAGGGUUUGUCAUUGUUUCUUUAAAAAACAAUAACGCACCAUAUCCCUAUGCAUAAAGUGCUUCUUCUAUUUAUAAGGUUGAGAUUCUGAAUAACCCUUUUAGCAUUGUAAAAAAACAAAAAACAAAAAUGGAAAAAAAAACCUUGUAUUUUGUAAAUAUUUUCUUUUCCUGCUUUGAGCUGUGUAAUGGCAGCGAAACAUGUAGCUGUCUUUGUUCUAUAGAAAUGCUUUUCUUCAGAGAAGCUGAUCUUUGUUAAUGUCUUGAUUCUGUUCGCAAAGCACAGAACUAGUGCUUAAAAAAAAAAAAAAGGAAGGAAAAAAUUGAAAAAAAUAAUAAAAAAAAGUUA
Loxodonta africana (African savanna elephant) is the source of this 5174-nucleotide messenger RNA. RefSeq names its product KAT8 regulatory NSL complex subunit 1 (gene KANSL1). The coding region runs from base 343 to 3654 and encodes 1103 amino acids. Gene Ontology annotation, cellular component: NSL complex. The transcript is spliced from 16 exons. The record is from RefSeq and is a predicted model, not a curated record. Lineage: Eukaryota; Metazoa; Chordata; Mammalia; Proboscidea; Elephantidae. Gene Ontology annotation, molecular function: histone acetyltransferase binding.